Paraglomus occultum is the source of this 586-nucleotide messenger RNA. The record is from the annotation of a GenBank genome assembly. Lineage: Eukaryota; Fungi; Glomeromycota; Glomeromycetes; Paraglomerales; Paraglomeraceae.
UAUGUGGGGGCUGAAGCUGAAACAGGCUGGUAAUGGAAGUUGCAAUUGGCAGUUUGCUGCUCCACUGGUACGAGUUAUACUGGGACAGCGCUUGUUCACCGCACCUGCUACUCUGAGCAAUCUACCUAAAGCCAACGACUUUGAGAACUUUUUGGUCAUGAGCAUCUGUCGUAUGCGCCCACCUAUCUUAAGGGAAUCUCUUGGCAAAGAACGUUUGAAUUCAAGACUGUAUGAAAGGUCGUGGCAAAUGGAAUGGUACAGGGCUGCAUCCACAGUUGUACCAGCAAUGGCCACCAUUAGCCCUGAUGUUGGUCCUAUAUUUGGCUCAACUGGAUUCUUAGACUUUUAUGUCAAUAGUGGACUUGAUGGAGGAACAUAUGAAGAGAUUCCUCUUAAGCACUGGGCCAUCAUUGACUUCCGUCACAUAUCUAAGAAACUGCAAAAGACCAAACCCAAUUUUUGGCAUGUGCUGUAUGAUAACAGCUAUAGUGAGGUGGAAAUCAGGUGUGAAAACCUUCCUAAUAUGCAUGUAAAAUUGGGAGAAGGCCUUGACAUAACUUUGGAUGACACUGAUCUGACUCUAUAA